AUGGAUGGCAUUGGUCCAAUAGAGCCAGCCACCUCUAACGGACACAGAUUCAUUUUGGUUGCCAUUAAUUACUUCACCAAGUGGGUAGAAGCAGCAUCGUACAAGUCAGUGACCAAGAAAGUUGUAGCCGAUUUUGUUCCCAACAAUCUGAUAUGUUAUCGAACGACUAUCAGUACAUCAGUUGGAGCUACUCCAUAUUUGCUAGUAUAUGGAACAGAGUUAACACUGAUUAACGAGAAAAGAAUGGUGGUUGCUUGUCAUGGUCAACUGUAUCGACAGAGAAUGAUUCGUGCUUUCCACAAGAAAGUAAGAGCCAGAAUGUUUGAAGUUGGUCAGUUGGUCCUCAAACGUAUUUUCCCUCAUCAGGAUGAGUACAAAGGGAAAUUCUCACCGAAUUGGCAAGGACCCUACAUGGUUCACAAAGUAUUAUCUAGAGGUGCCUUGGUCCUGUCGGAGAUGGAUGGCGCCGAAUGGCCGAAACCGAUCAACUCAGAUUCUAUCAAGAGAUACACGCGUGAAGUCUCAGUCUAUAAGCUCACCUCAGGAUCAGUAUCUUCCUCCAUUCAAUAA
Solanum verrucosum is the source of this 570-nucleotide messenger RNA. RefSeq lists its product as uncharacterized. Gene Ontology annotation, molecular function: nucleic acid binding. The record is from RefSeq and is a predicted model, not a curated record. The coding region runs from base 1 to 570 and encodes 189 amino acids. The transcript has 4 exons. Lineage: Eukaryota; Viridiplantae; Streptophyta; Magnoliopsida; Solanales; Solanaceae.